GACCAAUGUCUGGAUCGAAUGAAACCAGUUCUUCAGUCAAAGAAUUCCUCAUUAUUGGAUUUGUUGGUUUCAGAGAUCAACAAAGCAGGAGAUAUUUAUUCGGAGUCUUCCUCACAGUCUACCUUUCCAUCCUUUUUGGGAACAUCCUGUUAAUCCUCAUUUUUCUAUCUGACAGUACACUCCACACCCCUAUGUACAUAUUAAUCUGUGGUCUGGCUGUUCUUGAUAUCGCCAUCACCACUACCACUGUGCCCAGUUUGCUAGUCCUAUUCACAUUUGAGUACAGACUCGUGUCGCUUGCUUCUUGUUUUACUCAGGCAGCGUUCUUUUUGGGCCUGUUUGCAGCUGAAUGCUUUCUCCUUGCCUUAAUGGCCUAUGAUCGGUACAUAGCUAUUUGCAAACCACUUCAUUAUCCUAAUUUAAUAUAUAACAGUCGCAUCACAAAACUAAUGGUCUGCUGUUGGAUGGUUGGCUUUCUUUGUGCAGCCCUUGUUGUGACUCUCCUUCUCAAACUCUCAUUCUGUGGGUCUAAUAAAAUCAGUCGCUCCUUUUGUGACUUUGGGUCUGUACUGAUUUUGGCCUGUGGGGACAUUCAAAUCACUAACUAUGUUGCUUUCACUGUUGCUUUGAGUGUGCUGCUUAUUCCUUUGGUGUUUAUCCUUUUUUCAUACAUGCGGAUAAUAUUUUCAGUUUUUAAGAUUGCCAGCUCUGAAGGACGUCUGAAGGCCUUCUACACUUGUGGCACACACAUGCUGGUCAUUUCUGUUUUUUUCUUGGUAGCCUGUAGUGAUUUUGUUGCAUUCAGGAUUCCUGGUACCUCUUUGGACACACGCAUUAUGAUUCCAAUCAUACAGAAUGUCUUCCCAGCUUUAGUCAAUCCCAUAAUUUACUGCCUGAGGACUAAGGAAAUCAGACAAAGCUUUAUUAAAACAUUAAAGAAAUUAAGAGUUGUAAAGGAUGCAAAAAAGAAUUAGAUUCAUUGAGGUUGCUGUGGUAGUGGAAAAACUUUCCUCUGUUUUCAAAGAAGUCGUUCACAGAGACCAGAAGAAAAUGAAGAACAAUUCUUUAUUUGUACACAGGUAUGCACAAAUGUCUCAGUCCUUGGAUUGAGCAAUCAAUAAAACAAUUCUUUAUGCUUUCCUGUUACAUUACCUCAUCUAAUACAUAAUGUCAUCUGACUCUUAAUAUGCAUAAUAUGCAGAGCUUCAUCCAAUCAACAAGUGCUACCAGUGUUUUCUGACUCUUUUUGACUCUCCCAUUAAUCUGAAUAUUGCCUUGUAAAUGGGGUGAUCUGCGGUCUCUUGUAUUGAUUUUAGCACCACUUCAUAAGAGGGGUGUUUGGGCUUCCCCAGUAAUUUAUUCCUGCUUUCUAGGGGGGUGUUUGUUACUCACUUACUUCAUUUUACUCUUAGCAACUCUCUUGGUGGCUCCUCUAAGAUGAGGCAAAAGCCUCACGCGCCUAGGCUUAAAACAGCAUUUAGGUAACUCUUUAGUUACAUUCAAUUCUUAUCCAUAUGUUUAAUAAUUCAUUGUUAUAACUUCAUAUAAGUAUAAACUAAUAAAAUUCUAUACUGUCAUAAUUUUACAAUCUCUUGUUUUUCUUGAUUUUAUUUUUAUUACAUUCAAAGCUACCUUUCAAUAAUUUAAAGUUAAUUGUUUCUCAUUUUA
Molecule: messenger RNA, 1668 nt
Organism: Erpetoichthys calabaricus (reedfish)
Lineage: Eukaryota; Metazoa; Chordata; Cladistia; Polypteriformes; Polypteridae
Product: olfactory receptor 6N1-like
Exons: 1
Coding region: 6-974 (322 amino acids)
Biological process (GO): G protein-coupled receptor signaling pathway
Cellular component (GO): membrane
Molecular function (GO): olfactory receptor activity; G protein-coupled receptor activity
Source: RefSeq, a predicted model, not a curated record